Molecule: messenger RNA, 10110 nt
Organism: Schistosoma intercalatum
Lineage: Eukaryota; Metazoa; Platyhelminthes; Trematoda; Strigeidida; Schistosomatidae
Source: the annotation of a GenBank genome assembly
AUGAAUCUCCAAAAAAUUACAUUUGACGACCUUGACAAUUUACACUCAAAAUUAGACAUUCUCAUCAGAUAUUCCAAGAAUGGUUUCCGUUUGGCAAAUGUACUUACAUUUCGUACUGAGUUGAAGUUAUUUCAGGACUACUGCCAAAGAAUCCUGGGACAGAUUGAACUAUGGAUAAUAAACUUUUUGUACACCAGUAGUCCGUAUAAAGAAAUUAGUUUUUGGAUUGAAGACACCAGUGAUUUUGGAAACUCUUUUGGGAGUUUCAUAAAGUCACUCGCUAUGUUGCAGAAUAUUAUUGAAUCAUCAUACAAACUCAUUUUUACUACAAACAUAAGUGAUGUGAUAUCAUUUGAUAGUGCGCAGCAUGAACAAAUGUAUUCUUUCGAAAAUAUUCAAGAAAGAAUCAAUUCUCUACAUUUAGAUUAUUUUUAUGAAAAGUCUAAAACCGAUGUGAUUAGUUCAAAUAGAAGGCGAUUUCAUCUUCAGUAUACAAACCUGAUAGAAGCAUUGGAUUUGCACGAUAACUACAGUAGUUCUCCUAACUUGUUUUAUGGAAAUAAGAACACAACAAAAAACUCCGAAAUAGAUUUACAGUACGAUGGCUAUAUUUCUAAAAUGAAAUAUACAUUGUAUAUUGUUUGGAAUCUAAUCACUGAUUUUUACUGGUUUUUAUUGGGUUCGAAAUUGAUCAGUCUUAAUUCUGAUUUAAAGAAUAAAAAUGAAAUAUACAAUAAAAAAGAUAUGAUAGUUAUUCAAGCUAAUCAUAAACAAAGAGUAUUCAACAAUUUAUUAGAUCAUCUAACAUGUUAUCAAUGUGUUGUAUUACUCAAAGAUAUUCAUCUAAAAUAUAUACCUUGUAAUUUAAUUACAUCUUAUAAUGUUAAUUAUGUGCAUCACAAUUUAAAUUUAAUGAGAAAUGAUGAGAAUAAUUAUAUAAGCAAAUUUAUUAGUACCAAUAAUACUGAAGCAUUUAGCAAACAUUCCGAAUGUCUUUGUUCAGUGUUCGUAAAACUGGACAAAAUAUUUAAGAGUUUGAAAGGUAUGCAAUAUAACUGUAUGAUUGGUCUAAAUAUGGAUCCGACAGAUUUCUAUUCACCUGUAGAAAUGUAUACAACCGUUUUAAGUAUAACAAUCGGCAUUGAACACGCAACGCAUGCAAAGAGGCUCAACAGUAAUAAAUGUCAUGAAAAAUAUUACAGUACAAGUCCAUGUCAUUUUAUUUCAUACUAUCGCAGUGAAUUAAUUAUAACUAUUCAAAGCAAAUCACAUUUUUUGAAGUGUACUGAAAAGCAACUGGUUAAUUCAGCCAUCUCACAGAAUGAAAACGAAUUAAUUCAUAGUGAACAAAGUCAACAAGUGAACAAUGGGUGUUCCUAUAGAACAUCUGCUUAUUUCAGUUGGUUUAGACAUCAUGUGAUUCCUCUCUCUUUGGUUGAUGAAACUUGUGCAUCUAUUAAUGAUGAUAAUGAUCUCAAUACAAGAAAGUGGGAUAUGUUUAUUAUCUGGCAAGGUCAACUAAAUACACCACAUAAUGAUGAUCAAAUAAAUUUUGAACAAUUAGAUAUUUCUUUUGAUCAUACAAACAAGUCUGUAUCUAUGGCAUCUUUCCAUAUGAAUCCUAAUAUCACUACUAAUACCUCACAAAUAGAUGAAGGUGAUACUUCCGUUGUUGCUUAUGAGGAUAAUGAAGAUGGUGACAACACUGAAAAUGAUAUUACACAAAUGAAUGAUAAAUUUUCACCAGUUUCAACUAUUUCAAAUCUCCUACACAUUGACGAUAAUAAAUAUUAUGAAGAUUCGGCUUAUCAAACAUUGUAUGCUGAUGAUAAUAUCGAUCAUAUAAAAUGGGAUACACAAUCUAUUAUUGAUUCUCAUGAAACAUUUGGUAUUUUAUCAGAGGUAUCUUCUAUGCAGAUAAAACAAAUUCCAAUUGAUCAUGAUUCUGACAAUACGGAUAAUAGUGUUGUCUGUAUGAAAACUAAUUUACCAAGAACUGAUGAAUAUGACGAUGUUAUUAAUAAUAAUAAUAACAAUAAUAAUAAUAGUAAUAUUAAUGAUAAUAAUAAUGAGGAAUUGUCCAUCCUAUCAGAAGAACCUGAACUCCACCAUAAUGUUGAUUGUUGUAACUCAUCUCAGUCUGAUUACAAUGUAUUGGAUUCAAUAAGAAGUUCCCUAUACAAUAUAAAUGAUACUAAUAAUAAUAUUAAUCACAUUAAUAAUAAUAGUAACAAUAUAGACGAAAUGGAUUCAAGAGAUAAUCACAUGGUGGAAUGUAAUAAUCAUCAUGACUUAAUGAAUAAUGAAAAGUCAUCAUUUAUACAAUUUAAUUUCAUUGAUUCAUCUCUUACUCAAUUGGAAAAUAAAUUAAGUCGUAUUUCAGUGGAACUCGAAGAAAUGGAAGCAACUGAACACUUUAGUGAUGAAUAUAUAAAAGAAAUUGACAAUAUUUUUCAAUUAUUACUUUUGAUUAAAAAAAAUACUUCACAAAUUGAUUACAUAAUAUCAAGUUGGAAUAUGGACAGAUGUUUAUCAGAGAGUGAUGAUUAUGUAACUCCUAGUACUAUAACUAUUUUAUAUAAUGAGUAUACUGAUCUAUCACAGUUAACUGGAAAAGUAGAACCUACGUUAGAAAUAAGUCCAGAAGAGAAUUAUCAGGGUCAUAUUGCUACACGUUUAUCAACAUUGAAAUGUUUACGUGUUGACUUGAUGAAACGCUGUGAUAGGUUGGUUGAACGCCUAGAGAAGCAAACAAGCUAUUCUGCAGUAAAUAUAAAUGAAGAACUUGAUUUUAUCAGUCAGAAUUUAGUUUCACUUGCUCAUAAACUUGACGAUCCUGACAAUAAUGACUCAUCAAAUGAUACUGGUCCGUCAACAAUUGCCAAUAAACUAGAGAAACAGAUUACCGAUUUACAAGAAAUUCAAAAAGAAUUCGCAUAUAUUGAAGAGAAUUUACAAAGGUUAAAGUGUACACCAGCAACGGAUUCACUAUCUUGCAAAUCUAUUGCCAAACUUGAUUGUAUUGAAAGUGAACUAAAUGACAUGCAAAUUAAUUUACGAAACCAGAUAAUAUAUUUGAAUAAUUUUCACGAACAAUACAGUAAUUUAACAACUGCUCUUCAAGAAGAAUUCAGUUGGAUGAAACAACAAGAGAGUGACUUAAAUCUAAAUAUACAGUCAGAAUCAAAUGGUCCACAAGCGAAUAAUAAUUAUGAUAAUAAUACUGGCCAUCUAGAACAAGAUAUCACUGUUUUAUACAAUCUUAUUGUCAAAUUAUCACAAUAUUAUCACCAUAAACUUUUACCGAUGUUGGAAAAUUAUGAUAAAUUAAUGAGCGAUGGUGUUAGACCACCAGGAAUAAUUACAUCUAUAUACAAUGCUGAAGAUAAUGUAUACCUAUCAGUGAAUAUUCUUAAUUUAUGGGACAGAAUAACUAAAGAGUUAAUGACAAGAAAAUUCCAUGAAUUAAUCACUAGAUCAUAUGAACAAAUAACUAGAAACUUAACAUCAACUUUUCAUUGUCUGCCGACUUUACAAUCAUUUGAACUUUUAUUUCCAAAUGGUAAUUUACCCAACUCGAAUUCUCUUCAUUGUCACGUAAAUAUCAUUUCAGAUCAUAUCAAUAUUAUUCAAGGUGAAAUUGACUGGUUGCAUAAAUAUAUUGAACCAAUCAUUAUGAAUGAAGAUCGAAUUAAUUUAUUUACAGAUACUAUUACUAAUACUACUGAUACUACUAAUAUUACUAAUAAUGAAAAUAAUAUUGGAAUCAGUGAUCAAAUUGUAAAAUUCUAUGAAGUUAAUCAACAUCUAACACAAUUACUUAGUUAUUUUACACAAAUUUAUCAACAAUUAUCUGUUUUCUACAUACCGACUAUGGACAGAUAUCAUCAGACAAUUGAUCAUGCGUUGACUUACAUUAAUACUAUUCAAAAUCAAGUAGAAUUACUUCGAGAACUGGCAAUAUCUAUCAAGGUUAGUGACAAGGAUGAUAAGGAGGAUCGUGAAAGUGCUAAUUACGACGAUGAACAAAAUGAGAAUGUAGAAUGUGCUCUAAUUACUUAUGAAAAGUUAGAAAAUCUAUGUACUGGAAAACAACAGUGUUUGGAACUAUUGGAAAAUGUUCAAAAUAAUCAUCGAACUAUUAUUGAUGAACUUGUAAAUAUGGUCAAACAAAUUCAAAUUUCAAUUGAUGAAGUGAUAAAAUCCACUGACAACAGUCAAGAUUAUUCAAAGACGAUGACGUCAGCAACAACAAUACCAGUCAACACAAUAACGACCAGUACUUAUUUGUCAAAACUACUGGAUCCUAUUGAAUCAACAUCACAAAGAUUUCUGUAUUUUAUUUCAGAAAUUCAAAAGAUAAUCUCUGAAUAUGACCAGUUGAUUAUUCAUACAAGUACAAGACAAAAGUUAGUGCCUCAAGAAUUAUCUGUAAGUGAGAAUGCACGGGAUACAUUAGAUAUACAUGAUUCGGAAUUGUUUCAAGACGCUUGUAUACCAUCAGUUAAUAAUUAUCAACACCAUUUUAAUGUAUUCGACAAACAAUAUGAAGAAUUAUUAAAUGAAUCUUUGACAAAUUCUUGGUCAGUUGUUCGUGAUCAUUCCCAUUUGAAUGAUGAGAAUCAAUUGGUGAAUGGACAAACAUUACUGGUCAAUAAUUUAUCUCAAACAAUGAUUCACAGUUGUGAUUCAAAUGAAAGACGUAAUACAGAAGUAGUAAUUCUGAACAAUAUCUUAAAAAAAAUAGAUAGUUUAGAAAAUAAUCUUAAAUUAUCCUGUUGUAAUAUAAUGAAUGAUGACCUGGUAAAGAAUAGGAUGAGUCAAGUGAGCGAAUUACGGUCUGAUGUAACUGACAAAUUAAAUCAAACAAUUAAGGAAAUUGAACUAGUGCGAAUGAGCAGUCAACAAAUAGAGUAUGCUCAAGCAAAGUUGAAUGCUCUAAAAUCUACAUUUAAACAAUCAAGCGAUUUAUUUCAACAUAGCGUAAUCUCUCAAAACGAGGCUGAAUUGGUAACUAAUAUAUUUGAAACAUGUGGUCAUUUAAUUAAAAAACGAUUAUCUGAAACAAAUCAAGUAAUUGACAAGCUUCAAGAAUUAACUGAUGAAACAAAUUCUACUAAUCCAGGUCGUUAUUUACUACAGAAUUUUAACUUUGAUGAUGAAAAUGACAUAUUUCCAUCUGAAAUUGCGCAUAUCGAAAAUAACCAAUUGGUAGAUUCAAUAAAUUCUGAACAAAAUAACAUAUCUCUAACAUAUUUUAAUAUUCCUUUAUGGUAUGAACAAACUAAGGUAAAUGAUGAAGUGAUCAAUUUUCUGGAACAUAUAAAAAAUCAACGUGAAGAACUAUUAUUUAGUUAUGAAUUAUCACAACGUCUUGGUAUAUGGUUAUCAGUAAUACAUCCUAGAAUGACCAAAUUGAAAGUGAAAUUUCAACACCUAAGUGUUAAGUCAGCUAAUUUAAGUGGCAAUAAUGAUCUGUGCUCACAUUUACAUGAUGUAACCCUGUAUCGACUUGAACUUUUCUCUCAGCUACCAAUGUUUCAGUGUAUCCUCAAUGACUUCAAUGAAUUCAAAGAUGUAAUAUUCCAUUUAAGUGAAGACUAUACAUCAGACAAUAAAAUCGAUCGUAUUGAACAAACAUUUUUCGCCUGUUUCAAUAAAUGUAAAUAUGAAACUUCAUUAAAUGGAUCAGUUAUUCAUUACACUGAACAGAAAAUAAUGACAAUUAUAAAUGAUUUUAAUAACAUUCUUACAGAAUCAUCUGUUUAUCUAUCAGCUAUAAGAAAUCGACUCAUUGAAACAAAUCAGAUUUCAACAGUUCUAAAUGAAUUGUCAAAUUUGCUAGAUGAAUUCAGUUGUUUAGAUGAGAGAUUUGUAAAAGAUUGUUUGAUAAACGAAGAAGAAUUGCCUGUUCAUUGUACAGAAAACAAUUUAUCCCUUGUAAAAAACGUAUAUUUAAAUAACUGGACGAAAGUAAAAAUUCUAGAGAUGUGGCAUAAUGAAUUAAAAUCUAUACAAACUCUACUUAAAACUAUUUCAAAUGAUCGUUGCUUCGAUACUGUUACUGCUAAUAAUAAUACUACUACUACAACUACUGAUAAAAUAAAAAUCGAGAUUGAUGUAAAACAAUUGAAACUGAAAAUUGAACAACAAUCUUACCAUUUAACAAAAAAGAAAACUGAACUGAUCAAUAAAAUAAAUCAGGAAAAUAAACUACAAUCUUCAAUUACUGCUUACUCUGUUUGGUUAAGUCAACUGAAUGAUAAGUUAAUAAAACUUGCUAAACCGAAUAAUUUAACGUUGGAUACAGUGAACAGUACGUGGAAAGAAUUUAAGGAUUGGAAUUUAAAAUCACUCAAUGAAAACAAAUUACGUAUAAAUAAUUUAAUAAAACAAUUACCUAAUUCAAUAUUCAAUGAUAUUUUUAAACAAGACAAAACUUUAUUCACAAAUAUUGAAGAUUACAUUUUCAAUAAUAUGAAUAUAUUCAAUGAAUUAUAUCAUCAAAAUUCAUUAUUAUCAUUAAGAAACAACAAGAAGAUUAAAUCUCAUUUAGAAUUAACUAUUCUACGUAUAUUAAGACAAUAUAUAAAAUUUCAAUUACAAAGUAUAGAAUCAAUGAAAUUAUGGAAAGUUCAUUUGAAAUUUAUAAAAUACUUUAUCAUAAAUAGAAAACAAUUACAAUUAUUAUUUAAUGAAAUUCAUGGUAGUUUAUCAAAACUUUAUAGACCAUCAAAAUUAGUUGGAUGUUGUACAGAACAAUUAAAUAGUGUAAAGAAUGCUAUUCACCAACUGAAAACACAUGAAAGAUUAGCAAUUAAUCUUUAUAAUUCUUUACCAUUAAUCAAAUCUCUAUGUCAUCCUAUAGAAGUAUCACAAACAGUAGCUACUAUUAAUACAAUGAAACACAAUUUUACAAGUCUCAUGCGUCGAGCAAUAGAACGGCGAAAAAUUCUUACUCAAGCAUUGAAAGAAGAUACUAAGUUUGAUGUAGCGUAUUAUAGUUUAUUGAACUGGUUCUUAACCAAACUGGAGAUACUUGAGGCCUUUGAAACACGUACAGUAUAUGAUGAAAACAGUCAGUUGUCACUUAAAACUUUGCAUAGAGAAUUUCAUGAACAACAAUCGGAUUAUCAUUUGGUGAUGAGAAUGGGCAGUAAUCUACGUGAACGUUGUACAUGUACAGAUCCAGAAAAGAAUAUUCUAAAUGAGAUGCUUGAAAAACUUCAACUUGUCAAAGGAAAUUAUGGGAAACGUCUGUCGAAGUGUCAAGUUCAACUUAGUGAAAUGUUAAUUACAAAACGGAAUCCUAAAUCCGCUCUAUCUCGCUUAAAUGAAUGGUUACAAAUGAUCGAAGAACAUUUAGGCAUUGAAAAUACUCUUAACAUUAAACAUAUUACUAAUACUGAUACCACUACUGUCAGUAGUUCUAUUAAACCAUCAGGAAAUGAUCAAAGUGAAACUGACAAUUCAAAUCACUUAUUAUCAACUAAUGUUAUAAGAUUGUUGGAUAAUUUAGCUAAUCCAGCUCAGUACACGAUGACUAUUUUCAACUCUAAAGAGUAUGAAAACAUUGCUUCUGUUUUGGGUGAUAUAAUUUUUGUUCAGUCAUUAAAUUCAAAUCAUUUGAUCUUAGCUGAAGAUUUACGAGAACAUGAAAAAUUAUAUCAUAUACUUGUAAAAAAUGAUCACAACAAUAAUGAUGAGUUCAAUAAACUUACAUAUCGUUUUAUACGAUUAAAACAAGCGUUCAAUCUACGUGAAAAAUGUCUUCAAAUCGCUGUUGAUGCUGCCUUAGAACUAAAUAAAAACUAUUCGAAUUUAAUUAGUUGGUUAUUAGAAGUAACCAAUAAAUUGAAUAAUAAAGAAAUUGAACUUGCUUACGUUACUAAAAAUAAGGAAACUGUCUUACAAAAACAAACAUUGUUUUUCCACUCCGCUGAUCAAUACAAAAUUAGAUUGAAUAUGUACGUAAAAAUACAUCAUCAACAAAUCCACAUAUAUCGACCAAUAUUCAAUCACUUUGAAAAUAUAUUAAAACGUGUACUUGUUAAACCACAAGUAGAUAAACAUGAAGAACAGAAUGUUUCUGUUUACUGUUACUCGAAAUGUCGAAAGCAGUUCAUUAUUCAAUAUAGACAAAUUGUGAAUUUAUGGCAUAAACUCGAUCAAAGUUUAAAAUGUUUGCGACUUCAAUUAUUGUCACAACAACAAUCGGAACAUGCACUCAUCCAUGAUUUAAUUGAAUUCGAAUGUGAAGAACAAUGGGUUGAUGAACAAACACUACAACUGAAUGAAUUAUUGACAAUAGAUAAAACGAUUUUCCAAAAUCUAUCUAAACAAAUAGUCCCAACUGACUUGAUUGGAUCAAAUGUGGAACAAGAUACUCAAAUACUGGCGAAUAUUAACUGUAGUAAUGGUAGUACUAGUUUAGUUUUGGAUUCAGAAUGUGACCAUGUAAUUCGUAAUACAAGUAGCUGUGAAUUGAAAGAAUGCGUUUCUAACUCAGUAAAUCAUGGUGAUCAUGAAGAAGAUGAUGAUUAUGACAAUGUUGCGGAUGACCAUGACUAUGAUAUUGAUGGUUCUGUUGAUGAGGAAAUAUGUAAAGAUUUAGAAGUGCGAAUCACUUUUGCAAAAGAAAACUUUGAAGCCAUAAAAAAUAGAGAACAGAAAAUCUGUGACUGUAUGAAUGCUUAUCGGAACCUUUGUGAAAUUAUUACUGAUAAUGGAAACAGUAGUAUAAAUAAUCUCCCUUCUAUUGAUGUUACUGCACAAUAUUCACCAAGAAAGGAAAUGGUCAAUGAAAAUUAUAAUAAUGAUUAUUCCUACUCACCUUUUACUACCGUUGCUGAUCAGGAUAAUUGUGAUAGAGCAAACAAAUUGAAAACUUCUUAUUACAAUCUAUUGAAUCGAUCUAGUCAACGAAUUAAACAAUUGGAAUGCUGUCAUAAAAAAAUACUUGAGCACAAUCUUUUAGUUCAUUUCAAUUUCGAUCUGUGGAAGCAGGGGUACUUACAGUGGAUUGCAAAUCGUCAUUAUCGACUAAGUGACAUAUUUAACCCUAAAGCCUUAUCGGCAUUACGAACUGACAGACAGCUAUCAAACAUAUCCACCAAUACAGAUGAAGUGAAUUCUGAUUUAUUCAAACGUCCAACACGAUUAUCUAAUGUAUCUACGAUUUCUCAGUCAGUUUAUACUUCGUCUAAUAAUAUCAAACCUCAAUUAUCUAACAGUCGUUCAUCUCUCAUCCGAUCGAGUCGUGAAUCAUUACAACCGCUCUCUGAUAACAAACAUAAACAAAAUGUGAGCCAUAAGCCAGAUGAAGUAAACUGUUCACAAUUUAUACAAGCAGUUCUACAUGGUAGACCAACACAUGAUUGGGCAAAUCCUAUUUUCAUCAAGUCUGCAUUUUAUACAAUUGACCAAGCAAAAAAGGGCAUAGUUACAUGUCAUCAGAUUAUUGAAGCAUUAAGUCCGAAAAAACAGCAUAAACCUCUACCAACUGAUAAAUUAAUUGAACAUGCAAUAGAACAAGAAACUAGUAAAUGUGUUUGUCAACCAAAAUUUCAACCGAGAAAAAUUGGAAAGGAUCGAUAUUGUUUUGGAUCCAGUUCACGAGUUUACUUGGUUCGCUUCUUGAAUAGUACAACGAUUGUGCGAGUAGGAGGUGGAUGGAUGAGUUUAAAUGAAUUCUUGGAUUCACGUGAUCCAUGCAGAAUUACCCAUAAAACAAGUCAUUUUGGUAGUACACCUAUAAAGGCUAAUUUGAUGAAUACAAAUUCCACAUCAAAACGUGAAAGUAAUUUAGGAUUAAUUAAUGUAACUCCAAUUAAUAAAUCACGUCUUACUACACUAAACAAUAUGAACUCUAAAGAACAAAGAUCAUUUGUAUCAACUCCUUUAACAAAUAAGGACUGUGACAUGAAAUCACUGAAUUCAUCAUAUGAGAAUGAAGCAUCAAUCCAUAACAACUCUUCAUUACUAAGACAAACUGUUCCAAUGGCAGAACUUUUACGAUUACAUACCCAAUCUCUUCCACAGCAUGGACGAAAUACUGUACAUACUGUUUCAGGUUCUGAACAAAAUGAUAAAAUUCCACCUGUUAAAUAA